This is a messenger RNA of Esox lucius (northern pike), 1349 nucleotides long. RefSeq names its product DIM1 dimethyladenosine transferase 1-like (S. cerevisiae) (gene dimt1l). The record is from RefSeq and is marked provisional. Lineage: Eukaryota; Metazoa; Chordata; Actinopteri; Esociformes; Esocidae. Gene Ontology annotation, cellular component: mitochondrial matrix. Gene Ontology annotation, biological process: rRNA methylation. Gene Ontology annotation, molecular function: rRNA (adenine-N6,N6-)-dimethyltransferase activity.
GCACGUGUUACCUAUAUUGUGCGAGGCGUAGUAUUUCGUUGUAGUGUUGACUUUGAAAAAAUUAAUAAAAAUGCCUAAAGUUAGAGCUGAAAAAAAGACCAGACAGCACCAAGAGGUCAAAAACCAAGGGGUUAUGUUCAACACUGGCCUUGGUCAACACAUCUUGAAGAACCCCCUGGUUGUCAAUGGGAUUAUUGAAAAGGCUGCCCUCAGGCCGACAGAUGUGGUGUUGGAGGUGGGACCUGGUACAGGAAAUAUGACUGUCAAACUGCUCGAGAAAGCCAAGAAGGUAGUGGCCUGUGAGUUGGAUGGUAGGCUGGUGGCUGAGCUCCAGAAAAGAGUGCAAUGCACACCCAUGCAAGCCAAACUACAGAUCCUGGUGGGGGAUGUACUGAAAACAGAGCUGCCUUUCUUUGACGUCUGUGUUGCCAAUUUACCCUAUCAGAUUUCAUCUCCCUUCGUCUUCAAGUUACUUCUGCACAGGCCUUUCUUCAGAUGUGCAGUGCUGAUGUUCCAGAGAGAAUUUGCAAUGCGUCUGGUUGCCAAGCCUGGAGACAAGCUGUACUGUAGGCUAUCCAUCAACACUCAACUGCUAGCUCGAGUGGACCACCUCAUGAAGGUGGGGAAGAAUAAUUUCCGUCCUCCUCCUAAAGUAGAAUCGAGUGUUGUCAGAAUAGAGCCUAAGAACCCACCACCUCCUGUUAAUUUCCAGGAAUGGGAUGGUCUCGUCAGAAUUGCAUUUGUAAGGAAAAACAAAACCCUGAAUGCCGGUUUCAAGUCUACUGCAGUAGAGCAGCUGUUGGAGAAGAAUUACAGGAUUCACUGUUCGGUGCACAACGUGGAAAUCCCUUCAGACUUCAGCAUCACCAAGAAGAUUGAGAGUGUUCUGCAGGAGGCAGAGUUCAGCGAGAAGCGAGCCCGGAGCAUGGACAUAGACGACUUCAUGGUACUCCUACAUGCAUUCAACUCUGCUGGGAUCCACUUUUCCUAACCAGUCAGACUGUGCUGCUGAGGGCCGCAGCAGGAACACAUUUACAACAGUGCUCUGUAAUGAACAGGACGUGGACAAUGCCAUUGAAACAACCGUGGCUAAACAUCUAGACGUCAUGUGAUUGAUGGAGUGGAACUCCACACAGCAGCGUCUUCACUGGGACUUUUCAAUGAAAGCGAGUGCUGGUGAUCGGUGAGGGUGACCUGCGUUGUUCAUGUAAUGCUUAUACAUAAAACGGGAAAUAAAACCCCCUGUUGUGAGGUUUCUAAGCAUUACAUGGUAGACUUGGUCAUCACAAAGCAUCAACUGUAGCUGUUGUUUGCUUGGAUUGAAAAAUAUAUUUGGCAGAUGUUUGAUU